ACUAUAGAGUGAUGAUGUCAAUAUUGUAAAAAUAAAUUGUUAUCUUGCAUGGAUAUAAAAAUAAAAGUGUAUUAAUUGUUAUUCGAGAUAAAUGUAUAUUUAUAAAGUUACAUCUGUGCAAGGAAUGUAAUAUUUAUCGCUUCGCGCAAACUUGAAUAAAAGUGUUGUCUGUGGCGUGAUUGAAAAGUGAAUCAUUUAAUAAUACUGUUUAGUGCAUAUAAUAACACAGAUUAAAAGUAGCCAAAAACAUGUCGUUCAGUGACAAAAGUGCAAUAGUACCUGUGAUUAUAGAAGAACUAGAUGAAAAUGCAUUAAGCAACAUGAAUGUCGAUAUGACAGAAUUUAUUGAAGCAAAAGCUUUGGAAAUAAAAGAUGUAUCAGAAAAUGUUAUAUCAGAUGUUUAUUCCAACCAAAGCAAUUCUGCUGUGGAUAUUAACCCAGAAGCAGAAGAUCAUGAUAUAUUAAUAACUGUAGAUGAACAAGACCAAUUGACAAAGCAGUUUUUAAAUGGAGAGUUAACAUUCUCUGAGUAUUCUUCUAGAAUGGAUGAAGAUGGGGAUUUAGAAAUUGCAGAAUUUGACAUUUCUAGAAAUGAUUUAGAAAAUGAAGAAGCAGAAACAAAUAAAACAGUUCAGUCCAAAACAUUAAAGUCACAAAGUGGAGGACAAGUACGUUAUAAACGGAAAAAGAGAACACUUCCUCCUGCUCUGCAAGGUCUUAUGGGUGAAGCAAAUUUAAGAUAUGCUAGAGGAGAUACAGAAUUAGCUGCACAGAUAUGUAUGGAAAUAAUUAGACAAGUGCCAAGUGCUCCAGAACCAUUUCAUACAUUAGCAAUGAUAUAUGAAAUUGAUCAACCAGAAAAGUCACUACAGUUUGCUUUGAUAGCGGCACAUCUUAGUCCAAAGGAUGCAGAUCAGUGGGUGAGAUUGGCUAAUAUGUCCUUGGAAAGUGGAAACAUAAAACAAGCUAUAACAUGUUUUAACAAAGCAAUUCAGGCAAAUCCAAAAGAUAUAACUUUAUAUGAAACACGAGCACGACUUUUAGACCGUAAUGGAGAUAAAAGAGCGUAUUUAAAAGGAUUUUUAAAGUUAGUUCAUCAAUUGGAUCCCGAAGAUGGCCAAAACAUAAUUAAAUAUGCUAAAAUGUUAGCCAAACGAUAUAUGGAAGAGAACAAUAGUGAACAAGCACUAGAGGCAAUGGAAAAUAUUUUUUCAAAAUGUCCUGGUUUCAUUACCUUAGAAGAAGUCAAUAUUAUGACUGAGAUAUUAAUAGCAUUGAAAAAAUUUAAAAGAUGUUUAAAUAUUUUAACCACAUAUACCAGUAUUUGGGUAAAAUAUAAAACUGAUGAUACACAAGAAUCUGAUUUAAUAACAAAAAAAUCUGGAAAUGAGAAGAAAGAAGAAUCAAAAGAUCAGAAUAUAUGUGAAAUAGACUCUUGUGGAAUACCAGAUGAUGUAGUUGUUGAUUUGAAGGCAAAAUUUCUUAUAACACUUAUUGAAUUGAAUCAGAUGAAAUUAGCUGAGAAUCUUUUGCCGAAAUUUUACUUUAAUGAAAAUCCAGAAAUUUCUGGUGAUCUUUUUUUGGAUAUAGCAGAAGCUUUAAUGGGAAAGAAAGAAUUUAAACAAGCUUUAAUGUUAUUAGAACCUUUAGUCAAUAGUAAUAAUUAUAGCUUAGCUGCAGUAUGGCUACGACACGCAGAAUGCUGGGUCGGUUGUAAAGAUCUACAAAAAGCAAUAAAAUCGUAUGAAGUCGUUAAACAAUUAUCACCUCAACAUUUAGGUGCAAGAACAGCAUUAGCUAAGCUGUAUCAGUUGAAAGGGCAAUACAAUAAAGCAAUAGAAGUUCUUUAUCAAGAUCCAGAAUCAGACACUUUAGAUCCGCAAGUAAUAUAUCAGAGGACGUUACUCCUUUUCAAAGUAAAGAGAUACGAUGAAUAUUUUCAAUCUGGCCUGUUACUCUUCUCUAGACAUUGUGCAAAUAUAAGAAAUAAAGUUGAAUUAAAUGCAUUAACUAGAGCAUACGUAGUACGACAACGUUUGGAAACAUUGCAACUUCAUCGAUUAUCCCGCGGCGAAAAACUUGAAGAAGAAAAUGCACCAUCGUUUUUGAAUAAUACAGAAUUAAAUGAGAAGAAAGAAUUUCUCUUACUUUUGCAAAUGUGUAAACUAGCCUGUACAUUAAAGAAGUAUGGGUUCCUACAAAGAAUCUGUUUUAGUGCUUUAACAUCAAAAAGAUUUGAAAAAAGAAAUUCCCAUAUCAUGUUUUUAUGUUUACUUUCGUGUAUCUACAAUAAUGAUUCUUAUCACGGAUUUAAUAUUGUACGGCAAUUAAUACGUGUUUGUCAGAAACCAAAUUCGUGGAAUCUAUUAAAUAUUAUUGUACAAAAAGCAGAAGAUUGCAGACACAAUAGGUUCAUAAUGCGUCUUCUUGGAAGGGAAGAUGUGUUUUCAUAUUUAAAUAUAAUGCAUGCAAAUAAUUGUCUUAUUUCGGGAACAUAUAAAUAUGCUCUUAAUGAUUAUAUUUCACUUUUCAAAGUAGUACCUAGUGCCUUAUUAGCGUUACUUAUUGGUGUAACUUUAUUACAAAUGGCAUGCCAGAAAUUGUCUGCUAAAAAAAAUCAACUAGUAAUUCAAGCUAUUGCGUUUCUAAAGAAAUAUUCUCAACUCCGAAACGAAGAUGGUGAACAAGAGGCAUGUUAUAAUAUGGGCCGUGCUUUUCAUCAAAUUGGUUUAUUACCAGCAGCCGUACAUUUUUAUAAACUAGUACUUAAUAAAGAUCCUGGAGGUUUGAUUAAAAAGAAUUCAUAUCUAUUAGAUUUAAGAAAAGAAGCUGCCUUUAAUUUACAUCUCAUUUAUCUGCAAUCGGAAAAUUAUUUAUUAGCAAGAAUGUACCUUGAAAAUUAUAUUACAAUUUAGUUUAUAAUAUUAGUU
This is a messenger RNA of Frieseomelitta varia, 2930 nucleotides long. RefSeq names its product general transcription factor 3C polypeptide 3. Gene Ontology annotation, cellular component: transcription factor TFIIIC complex. Lineage: Eukaryota; Metazoa; Arthropoda; Insecta; Hymenoptera; Apidae. Gene Ontology annotation, biological process: transcription by RNA polymerase III. The record is from RefSeq and is a predicted model, not a curated record. Gene Ontology annotation, molecular function: protein binding. Bases 249 to 2915 code for a protein of 888 amino acids. The transcript has 5 exons.